This is a messenger RNA of Meloidogyne enterolobii, 2253 nucleotides long. The record is from the annotation of a GenBank genome assembly. NCBI's taxonomy places the organism in Eukaryota, Metazoa, Nematoda, Chromadorea, Rhabditida, Meloidogynidae.
UUCAAGCUUUUAAAUUUUGUUUAAUGAAAAUAAAAAAAUGUCCUACGUGUGGGCAACAAAUAGUUAAAAAGCAAGACAAGAAUGUAGAGAAUCCACCUUCGUUUGUAUCAGGGGAUGCUCGCGACGUUGUGAAGUUUUAUCGGCAUAACAGAACGGGAUUUUUGCGGAAAGUUGCUCAAACGGUUGCCAGUGUUUCCUCUCUUAAUGAAAAAAGUGUUUCUAUCAAACCACCAAAGUCUAAACGCAGAAGAUCUUAUUGUCAGGUUAAAUUACCACCAUUGGAGCAAGCAGUUAUUAGAUUGAAACAUCUGCGUUCGUUAAAUUUUAUAAACAAUCAAAUUCCGUACGUUGUAACUUCUUCAACUUGUUCUGACAAACAUGUGUUACGUACUCAUUUUACAAGCGAUUCUCUUACCUUUGAGUUUUUUAAUACAAUAUCACCCAUUUCGGUUGGUAAUUGUUCUGCAAAAUUUGACGUUUUUCUUUGUGGAGUCAAUUCUGAUCAAAGAAGUUUGCAUUUUUGGGAGCACCUCCUCACAUUCGUUAGUCUUGUAAAUGAUAAGAAGCGGCAAAAUAAAGUAUUGGAAAUUUGGGUUCCUGAACUUGGAAAUUGUUGUGAUCAACUUCUUUUGGUUGUGGAUGGCUGCGCUCUUACGUGUUUUCCAAUUGGAGUAAAACGAAGGAAGAGAAGAAUGCGAGAUCUAAAAAGUCAAAGAAGCGACAAUACAUUACAUCAAUUUACACAAUUGGAUAUUCAACCAAAUGGUAACGAGUGUGUAUUUAAAGUGGAUCAAACAAAAAUUGAUUUUAUCGGGGCUAAACGACGGCGAUUAGAGGAAGAUGAUUUUAACGUGAUGAAUAAUUCUGGUACUAGCAACGUGGCCAAUGAUGAGAACAAUGAGAAUAUGGAUCUUUCAAUUAAUUCCGAAUCUGGAAAACAUCAACAAAGGAGAAUUAGAAUGUUGCGAAGUAGCUAUUCUGGAACAAAGUUUGCUAAUUCUUCCAAAGAACAUCAAGAUGAAACAAAAACUUCCUCAUAUCCUCCAACUCUUAUUAAUUCUAAAAUUAGACUUCGUGGAACUAGACUUAUUGGGAAAUGGAUAAACAAACAAACCUCAAUGAAUAAUAAUGAACAUGGGAAUUUGAACCAAUUCAAUAGAGUUUUUACACCAAUUUUCAGUUCAAAAGGAAUAUAUCUAAAUACCUCAAUUAUAAAUAAAAAUGACAUGAGUGGACUUGCUGAUUUAAAAAAUUUGAAUUAUCAAAUGAUUGAGGAUAUCAAUAUUGAAUCUUCAAAGAGAGCUUCUAGAGAUUCUUGUUCAAUACUGCAGACGAAAACAAUUAAUCCACAAUUAAGCGUCAAUAAUGAGUCAAAUGUGAAUGCUAAAAAUCUCAGUUCUUUAUCUUCAACGAAAUUGAACAACAAAACAAAUAAACCAGUUCGGUAUGCUAUUUGUUACUUUAUAUCCGGUUCAAAUCCUAGUGUAAUUCAAGAUUCUGCACUCUCCUUAGCUGAUCUCAGGCAAUUACCUCAAACUUGGAAAGCCCCAGUCAAAUGCUUAAUUUGCUCUCGCCGUUUUAAUCAUAUCUGGCAUUUAGCGUUUCAUUUAGUAAAUCUAAUUUUCUUUUUCCUGGUUAUUAUUUUGAUAAUAUUUCAGAUGACUAAUUAUCCCUCAUUAACCUUCAAAUUUUAUAUUGAUGCCAAAAACGAUGUGAAUGACUGUUCAAGUAGUAAAAAUUCAGAGAAAAGUGCACAGGCUCCCUCAUUUAUUAUAAGAUUUUCUACUUCUAAUGUAACAAAUGAGCUUGGAAAAAAUGAAGCAAAUAAACCAAUGUUAAUUUUCAGAAAUAAGGCUCGUUUUAUGCGUUCAUCAUUUCUACAAUUAUCUAAUUUGGAUGUAGAUGAUAAACAUACAAUUGUAUCUUCCGUUAAUUCUGUAAGGGACAAUAUAACUGUGUCUAUGCCAGUCAAUAGUGGAAUAAGUUUCAAAGGUGUUUUACCUUUUAACGGAUCUAAAUACGUUGAGUUCUCGUCUGUGGGUCUUUGUAGCGUUGAUUGUGAUGGAGGAUGGAUUCGGGAUAGUUAUAAACAGGCAAUUAUUAUUCUAUUAUUUUUUUAUGAAAAAAUUUUUUUAUAGCGCUUCAACCAGAUUACCGAUCUCUUGCCCAAAGAAAAGCGUUUCUUUGUUUACUGGAAUGAAUUUAUUGGAAAACCGAUUAAUAAGGAACUUGCUCAAUAUCAAAUGCCUGUGU